This is a messenger RNA of Parastagonospora nodorum SN15, 1419 nucleotides long. RefSeq lists its product as hypothetical. Lineage: Eukaryota; Fungi; Ascomycota; Dothideomycetes; Pleosporales; Phaeosphaeriaceae. The transcript has 2 exons. Gene Ontology annotation, molecular function: oxidoreductase activity; FAD binding. The record is from RefSeq and is a predicted model, not a curated record. The coding region runs from base 1 to 1419 and encodes 472 amino acids.
AUGCUACGCGUAUGCUCUACAUUUGGCGGUUCUAACAGCAACAGGAACACUGGGCACGAUUGGGUCGGACGCAAUACAGGCGGUGGUGCACUUCAAGUUUGGGUACAUCAUUUCAAAGCUUUCGAGUACUUGCCUUCAGCACAGAUCGCACAGUACGACGGACAGGCAGUAAGAGUGGGCGUAGCACUGGAGCAAUGGGAGGUGUACAGUUACAUGGGUAAGAACAACAUCACCCUUCUGGCUCCAGGAUCUCCGACGGUAGGCGCAUAUGGUGGCUUUAUGCAAGGUGGAGGCUUCUCCUAUAUCACAUCGAAGUACGGACUUAUGGCCGACCAAGUGCUCGCUCUCGAAGUCGUUACUGCCGACGGUCAUUUCGUUCAUGCUGAUCCGGAUACAAACGCCGACCUUUUCUGGGCUAUUCGUGGAGGCGGACCGAGCAACUAUGGUAUUGUAACCUCCGCGAUCAUCAAAGCAUAUCCAGCCACGACCAUUGCUAGGUAUGACUUUACGUUCCAGACUGGUCCGGUCUUAGGCAACUUAACGUCGAAUGUUCGCGUCAACGACAUUGCGACAUUCUGGAAGGGUAUGGAAAUAUACUUCUCUCAUAACCUCCGUAUAAACAACGCCAAAGGUAUCAUGUGGAACUACGUACAGGCGCAAGCUGGCAACCAAAUUCAACCAAAUCGCACAUUCAGUCUGCGCAGCCAGAUCACCAAGCCUGGAGUAACAGCCGAAGAAAUGAAAAAUCUGGUCGCACCACUCAUCAAGGACCUCAAUGAUGCAGGCAUACCUCUCAAGAUGCAAGAGCCGCUGUUCUGGAAGACGUAUGCUGAAUUUGGCACCAUUCCAGGCGGACCCACAGGCGCCACAAGCAACAGUCGCUUCAGCUCUCGUCUCUUUCCUCGCGCCAACUUCGAAGGCCGCAAUUCAACUGUCUUUCGCGCCACCAUGGAUUCAAUACGCACAUUCGUCGAGGAAGGCGGCUAUAGUUUCCACUCCGUCAACUUUGCCGCGACCUACGAAACAGCAAGCUAUCCUGGCUCAAAUUCUGCUGUGAACCCGGCUUUGCGCAAUGCCGUCAUGCAUGCUACUGGGUUCGACAACAAACCAUACACCCGCGAGCUCUCGGAUGAGGAGUGGAAAGCGUCACAUGCGCGACUGGACUCGUAUAUUCAGAAAUGGAGGGAUGCAAGUCCUGGUAGUGGGGCGUACAUGAACGAAGCAGAUGUUCAAGAGCCGGAUUUCCAGCACAGUUUGUAUGGGGCGAAUUAUGAUAGGCUGUUGCGGGUGAAGAGGAAAUGGGAUCCGUGGGGCGUGUUUUAUGCGGUGACUGCUGUGGGAAGUGAGGAGUGGUAUGUUGAGGGAACGAGGGGCUUGCCGACGCAGCAGGGGAGGCUUUGUUUGGUUUAUGCAAAGUGA